Humulus lupulus (European hop) is the source of this 2970-nucleotide messenger RNA. RefSeq lists its product as uncharacterized. The transcript has 3 exons. Lineage: Eukaryota; Viridiplantae; Streptophyta; Magnoliopsida; Rosales; Cannabaceae. Bases 1 to 2970 code for a protein of 989 amino acids. The record is from RefSeq and is a predicted model, not a curated record.
AUGGCGAGACGCAAGAAGAACAAUCCAAAGCCUGCUGCAAGAGCUAAGGUGACUGAAUCUCCAUUGCUCCAUGUGACGUUUGAGGGUCAGAGGUCUGAGGUCGAUGAAGCUAUUCCAGAGGAGAUGGAAGAAGUGUUUACAGAUUCGAUGGUGGAUUUUCCAAAAAUUGGAAUUCAAGGACCAACUGAAUUUGAUGGAGCAACGUCUGGAGGUAGGAAGAUAGGCGAGUUAGAGGAGGAGCUGGCUGCGGAUGUAGGUGAUUUUCAGAGCCAGGCGAUGGAUAAAUGGUCUCAGUUCCGAGCCAUGCUUCCAAAUCAAGGAGGGGCAAAACUCAGCUUUGAGGAACCAAUUGUUCGAGAAGGCCAACGAAUAGCUCAAGUCGACUUGGAGGAGAUCCAAGUUGAAAUCUCGUUCUGGAAUUCAGCGGUGGUAUGUCAUGUUCUUGGGGCUAACCCUCCAUUUGCUGUAUUUGAAGGAUUUAUUAAGAGGAUAUGGGGUAAACAUGGCAUUGAGAGAAUUUCUAGGCUGAAUAAUGGUUUUACACUUGUGAAAUUUCGUGAUGAAGUCACUAGAGAUCUGGUUUUGGAAGCUGGGGUGCUACAUUUUGAUAGAAAACCAGUGAUAGUGAAGCCUUGGUCUGCUGACUUAGACACACUUAAGGCAGUGAAAUCUGUUCCUGUUUGGGUUAGAUUACCAGGACUUGGGCUGCAAUAUUGGGGCACUAAGUGUUUGAGUGCUCUUAUGAGCACGAUUGGGGUACCGAUUUUGGUAGAUAAAGUUACUAAGGACAGGUCUAUGAUGCAAUUUUCUAGAGUUUUAGUGGAGAUAGAACUCUCGGAGGAUCUCCCUAAAUCUGUUCAGUUUCUCAAUGAGAAAGGGCAACUAAUGGAACAACUUCUGGAAUUUGAGUGGCUUCCUACUCAAUGUAGAGGGUGUAAAGUGUAUGGCCAUACUGAAAGAAUGUGUAAUAAGAAGCAAACUGAGAUUUGGAGGCAGAAAAGCUGGAGUGGAGAGGAAGAGGCUAGACAAGGUCUAGUGGAUCAGACGCUAUUAUCAGAGGAUAAAGAUGCUUUGAAUGGGAGUAUAGAUGCUGGUUCUCAAAAAUUGGUUACUAAGGAGUUGGCUAAGCCCCGGGAGAUGUCAAAGCAUCUAGAGCCUGUAUCAUCUGUAGUAAAUCAUGAUGUUACACCAGAUAAGAAUUCCAGUGACAGAGGUACUUCGGAUUGGGUUACCCCAAAACGGGUUGGAGGAAAUAAGAAGGCUACUCAUAGAGCAAAGAACACUUUGACGAAUUCCUAUAGUGCUUUGCAAGAUAAGGUAUUGGAGGUUACAAACUUGGGACUAACAACAACAAGUGCCUUGUUGGAGACUAAACUUCGUGGUGAUAAAAUUGAGAAAAUGAUGCAAUCCUUUUUCACUGGCUGGAACUAUUUCACUAGUGCAGCUUCAGAAGGUCGAUUGCUUCUUAUUUGGCAGCAAAAUUUGGUGUCUGUUGAAGUUCUAAAGGAGAUUGAUCAGUUACUUCAUGUCUGUGUUAAAGGUCUAAGGACUAAUAAGUUGUUUUGUGUUACAUUUGUGUAUGGUAGAAAUUCGAUUGAGGAAAGAGUGCCUCUUUGGAGUGAUCUGUCCGGUCUUUGUUUCCCAGCCACACCUUGGCUGUUGGCUGGGGACUUUAAUGCAGUCUUUGAGGGUACAGACAGAAUUAGUGGGCGUGCUAUUUCUUCCCUUGAGUUAACUGAUGCUCAAAAUUGGAGGGCCUUGGGUUUAGUUGAUGAGUUUCGAGCUAGAGGGUCUCAUUUUACUUGGACUAAUAAACAGGCCAAUGAAGAUAGAAUUUACUCGAAAUUGGACAGAGUUUUUAAAAAUGAAGAUUGGUUGGACCUUUAUCCUCAAGCUGAGGCUGUUUUCAACUGGGAAUUGCUAUCUAACCACUAUUUAUGCAUUAUCAAACCAGAAGCUUCUGUGAACUAUGGUAUUAAGCUGUUUAGGUUCUUCAAUAUGUGGACCGAACCUAAAAUUUUUUUUCUUACUGUCUUGCAAAGCUGGUGCAAGCCUAUCAAAGGGUUUGGGCUGGAUCGAGUUUGUAGAAAGUUGAGCAGACUUCAGAUAGUUCUUCGCAAAUUCAAUAAGCAUGUUAUGGGAGAUGUUGCUCAGAAUUAUGUUUUGGCUAAGGAGAAGUUUCAGGCUGCCCAAUCGUCGCUUCAGAGUAAUCCUCACUCGGUAGAACUUCAAAGAGUAGAAACUGCAGCAGGUGAUAAUUUUGAGUAUCAUGCUAGAACUUAUGAGAGCUUCCUAAGACAGAAAAGCAAAGUGGACUGGCUUCGUUUUGGUGAUGACAACACGAUAAUUGAAAAUUUUGAUGAUGUUGUAGAUCACUUUGUGACUCAUUUCCAGAAAAUUAUGGGAAGCAAAAGCAAUGCCUCGAGGCCCAUUCAGAGGUCCUGUUUUAAUCUUGGCCAUAAACUGACUUUGGACCAGCAGAUCAGUUUAGUGAGGCCUUUCACUACUAAGGAAGUUAAAGACGCUUUGUUUAGCAUUAACUUUAUUAAAAGUCCGGGGUCGGAUGGGUACGGCUCAGGUUUUUUCAAAGUAUUGUGGAGUGAUUUAGAAGCUGAAAUCUCAGAAGCCAUAAUUGAGUUCUUUGAGAGCGGUAAUCUGCCAGAGGAAGUAAAUAAGGCUACUAUUUCCUUGAUUCCCAAGAUUGAUACUCCUACUCGGGCAGCGGAUUAUAGGCCUAUUGCGUGUUGCAAUUCUAUCUACAAGUGCAUAUCUAAAAUGCUUUGUGGUAGAUUGGCGAUGGUGCUUCCUAGUCUUGUUCAUCAAAAUCAAGGAGCUUUUGUUAAAAAUAGAUUAUUGGCGCAUAAUAUUCUUAUUCUUCAGGAUAUUAUUAAAGGGUAUAAGAGGAAAAACAUUUCCCCUAGAUGUGUGAUGAAAAUUGACCUGAGCAAAGCCUAUGAUAUGCUUGAUUAG